AUGAGGAGCAACCUCACAAAGGAGGAACGCCGUGCCAUCACCGAACUUCGCAAUGACCCGGACAUCACCAUCACGGAAGCCGACAAAGGAAAGGCAGUUGUAGUGAUGGACAGCCUAGUCAACAACGCCCUCAGUGACAACAACACCUAUAAGAUCCUUGACAAGGAUCCUACGGCCAAGCUUGAGCGGAAGCAUAAAAAACAACUCAAGACCCUCCAUAGCAACAAUGAGAUCAGCGAUGUCAUCUACAACAAACGCAACCCCAUAAACUCUCAGCAACCCUAUGCACGUGCCACCAUUAAAAUCCACAAAUCUCCUGUAAAAACUAGGAUACUGGUGUGUUCUCGUGGUUCUGUGUAUUAUGAUACUGCCCAGUUCUUGUCCAGGCUGUUAGCACCAUUAGGCAAAGAAGGACGCUCCUUCAUGAGUGACUCUUCCUCAUUUGUAGAAAAACUCAAGAACAUUGACACUGAUGGCACCAUGGUCAGUUAUGAUGUGGUAGAUCUUUUUACAAACAUUCCACUAGACGAAGCCCUGGACAUUCUGCACAUCAAUUGGCAGAACCAAAUAUACCAGCAAAUACAUGGCUUACCCAUAGGCUCUCCUCUGUCACCUGUCAUAACAGAGAUCUACAUGACCAACUUUGAAGAAGCUGCUCUCUCCAGCUCCCCCAUCAAACCCUUAUGCUGGUACUGGAAGGUUGAUGACACAUUCACCAUCCCGGAAAAGAGUCACGAUCCCUCCAUCCUUCUCAACCAUCUGAACAAACAAGACCAGCGUAUCCAUUUCACCAUGGAGACUGAGAAAGUUCAUCAACUCCCUUUCCUAGACAUCACCAUCCAGAACUCCAACAACCAGCUUAUCACUUCUGUCUACCGUAAGCCAACCCAUACUGACCAAUGCAUCCACCAUCACUCAAACCACCAUCCCCAGGUCAAGACAGCCAUCGUGUUUACGCUUGCAAGACGUGCCAAGAACAUCUGCAACACCUCCAAUAUACAACAAGAAUUAGCCCACCUCAAAUCUACCUUCAUCACCCUCAAUAGCUACCCGAGACACCCAGUAGAAACCACCAUCAAGAAAUUAUAA
This is a messenger RNA of Haliotis rubra (blacklip abalone), 1089 nucleotides long. RefSeq lists its product as uncharacterized. The transcript has 3 exons. NCBI's taxonomy places the organism in Eukaryota, Metazoa, Mollusca, Gastropoda, Lepetellida, Haliotidae. The coding region runs from base 1 to 1089 and encodes 362 amino acids. The record is from RefSeq and is a predicted model, not a curated record.